This is a messenger RNA of Chelonus insularis, 5744 nucleotides long. Its product is annotated as acetylcholine receptor subunit alpha-type acr-16-like. Gene Ontology annotation, biological process: monoatomic ion transport. The transcript has 6 exons. Bases 202 to 837 code for a protein of 211 amino acids. NCBI's taxonomy places the organism in Eukaryota, Metazoa, Arthropoda, Insecta, Hymenoptera, Braconidae. Gene Ontology annotation, cellular component: membrane. The record is from RefSeq and is a predicted model, not a curated record.
UCUACAAGAGCACCUUGCAUCCAAAUUGAUAAGUAUUCAAGUAGAAAAAGUAUGUAAAAAAUACUUUGUACUAUGUGUCAUUGUCAGUAUUGUUAAAAUCGCAUGAAUUAUAGUUAUUGAAUGUUUUGCAUUAUUUAUGUUGAAUGUUUGUCACGAAAAAUGUUGAACAAUAAUCAAAAAAUGAAUGAUACAUUUUAGUAAAUGAAUCAACUGUGUAUGAAAAUAAAAGAGCAUUGCGCAUUGAGAACAUACUUCAACUGCAUCAUGUUCAUGGUGGCGAGUAGCGUAGUCUUAACAGUCUUGGUGCUGAACUAUCACCAUCGAACUGCGGACAACCACGAGAUGAGUCAAUGGAUUAAAUCGGUCCUGCUUCAAUGGCUGCCAUGGAUGCUUCGCAUGACAAGGCCUGGUAGGAAGAUCACGAGAAAAAAAAUCAUAGAAAACAGCAAGAUAAGAGAAUUGGAGCGGAAAAAUCAAGGCAGUCAAAGUCUUAUUGCAAAUGUUGUUGAUCUCAACGAUGAUCUUCUACUUAGGUUUCCUGUAUCAACUUACCCCCGCACACCGGGUCAUCACCCUUCUGGCAGGCCUCCUACCAUUGAAGAGACCACAACCUUUAUGCCUCUCAAUGGUACUCAAGUUGAGCUUCAGAAUAUUCUGAGGGAGCUUCAGUUUAUUACUCAACAUAUGAAAAAAACCGAAAUGGAGGCAGAAAUUAUCAGCGAUUGGAAAUUUGCUGCCAUGGUUGUUGACAGGCUUUGUCUGAUUGUUUUCACACUAUUCACCGUGAUUGCAACGAUAGCAGUUCUUUUCUCAGCGCCGCAUAUAAUCGUCCAGUAGUAAACUGCCCAGGCCCAGCAGUCAAAAAACCUUUCCGAAGAAAGCUCCUCCUGAUUCUAGUAAUGAAAGAAAAAAUCAGCUAGUGAAAAAGUAAACCAACAAAAACAAGUGAUAAUGGUCAAUAAAUAAUCGGCCGUGUCAAAAAAUAAGUUGGUACAAGUGUAAGCAUUUAUUUGGAAUAAAGUACAAUAAAACAACAAGACGAGGAAGGAAUAAAAAAAAAAAUAAGAGUAAGGAAUGCCAAAGAAAUAACUAGCUGAAAUUCAACCAUAAGAAUCAGGGGAAUUCUUCACAACCCAAACUAUGUUCUCCAAGUACUUUCGAUAACUUCUCUGAAUUUCUUUUCUCGACAUUAUUCUCCGCGACGCGAGUAUGCCAAAAAGUGAUUUAAAAAUAUAUACGUAUGUAUAUAUGUACACCAAAAGAUCACAAAUUCUCAAAGUACUGGAACCUCUAUGUCUUCACAUCAUGACCAUUGGAUUUCUCAAUCUCGCAAGAAGAAGAAUUGCGCGGUAAGAAGAAUUUCAAUUGAUUCGUCGAUAAAAAUAAUUCAACCAACAAAUUACUUGCGAGAAGAUGCUCAAGUUCAUUCUCUAUCUCUUUUAUCGUCGUGUUAUACGCAAAUCAUAGAGAUCAAGAGAAAAUAAAUCAAGACACUAAAUAAAAACUGCCAGUCGAUUCGCCUGCAUCAAAAACGCUGGCGGUAGGAAUAAUAUUAAAUUUGCAAAUACUCUUUUUAUCUCAACACACUCAUCGAUAUAUCUUCGACAAGAAAACAAAACCAAAAACUGUAUCAUUACUAUUAUUAUUAUUAAAUAUGUAAGUAUAUGAUUAAUACAUACAUGAUAUAAUAAUAAUUAAUCGAUUAACGUUAAUGAACCGCCGACUUUGUUUAUCGCGAUUGUAAAUAUGAAUUUGCAAAAGAGAAAUAAAUAGAGCGUAGCCUAGAUUUUUGCACGCAAGAAAAGUUUAUGUUGACGAUAACAAGCAUAGAUAUAUAGAAAAAGUGUUCAUUUUAAAAUUAUCAUUGUGAUUUCUUUCUAAAUUACGUGCAACUAUUGAAAAAAAAAGUAAUUAAUGAUAUCAAUAUACGAGAGGUAUAGGGAAAAUAAAAUAUCCUACUGUGAAUUUAGUUAAAAUUUUUUAUUUAUUGACUUUUUCACACUCAUUAAAUAUUUAUUUUUUUUGUCCUGGAUAGUUGAAUGUAGGUCAACAGGAGUUUUAGUGAAUUUUCAAUGAAUCCUUUGACGGUUUAUUGAUGUAAAAAAAAUUAUCUGAUUAAUUAACUGAACUCAAAUAAAAUAAUAAAUUAUUUUUAAUUAGCACAGCAAUAUGAUUGCAUUGAUUUUCAUUUCAUUGAAUAUGACAUUGUGGGUUUUCAAAAAGAGCUUAAGCCACUUGUAUCCGUCACUUGUAUGUGAUUGGAUAUGGUGCUUUCUAUCAUACAGAAAAAUUAAUACUUUUUUUUUUUUUUAUUCUGAUUUAAAUCGAAAAAAAUAUUAGAAUGUUUUCUUUAGCGUUUGCUUGCACUCUAGACAGUUGAUGUCAUCAUUUUUAUAGACAGUAAAGGAGAAUUGAAAUUUCAAAGACAAAAAACAGUACAAUUAGAGUAUGAAUGAUACGAGAAAGACAUAUAAAUAAUAACCUAAUUGCAUUUACGUCUCUAUACUGAAUAGUGAGACCGACAGUUGGGUUAAAUGGAUUUUCAAAAUUGCAUUCGAAUUUGCGGACUUAGAUUUCCGGUUUUUAGACGUGUGUCAUGUACAAACUCGACAAAGCCAUUAGCAAAAUAAUCAAAACAAAAAACCGAAAGCUUACAGUCAAUCAAUUAAACUUCCAAAAGUCUAUUUAAUUGAGUUUAAAAAAAAAAAUUAAAUUAAAAGUCAGUAGAAUAUAAAUAAAAAUUCGUGACAAGUUCAUGAAAAAAAAUCAAAUAAUGAAUAAAAAUUUCAAAAGUUGCACGUAUGAGAAUUAACGAGCGUCGUUAGAGAAUGAGUCGAGAAUAUUCCGCUAUUCGCUGUCUCCUGUCGAUCCACUACCAUGCGCUGGGCUUGAAGAUAAUUAAGCAAAUAAUUAAAUAAUAAUAACUAAUAAUAAUUAUAAUAAAUAAUUCGUGAUACAUUGCAUCUCUCUUGCAAGUGUCAACGAUCAUUUGGCCAACUCUAAUCAAGAGUCUAGGCAUAAUUAAAUCGUUCGAGCAACGUUAGAAUAUUAAAAACCUCAUUGACGAUAAAGUGUUCCAAUUAAUUAAAAAGAAUAAUAAUAAAAUGAAUGAAUAAAUGAUUAGAAUAAUCGUAUAAAUAUUGUAUACUUAAACAGGGACGACAAAAGAAGAUUGUCAUGUUAUGUCUUCAUUGUGUCCAAUAAAAAAUGUGAUUGUAUAUCAUUCAUAUAUUAGACUCAGUUUUAUAUGAGUCCUCAACGUAAGCAGGAUUCGAUGUCUCGCUAUGAAUUGAUUUCGUUUCGCUUUUUAACUUCACUUUUAUUUAAAUAUUUAAUUUCAUUCAAUAUUUUAUAAGUUAAAACAAUUACUAAUGGCCUGUUAUGAACAGCAAAUUUAUUUCUUUAGGCGAGUUUAUGUUUAUAAAUUUACGAUGGUGAAGUGAUGUGUUAUUUAAAGUUCGUAUUAGAGGGCAAUAAUGUUAAAUUAAUCGGCAAAAUGGAAGAGCAUAAAAUGAAAAGUAGCUAAAAUACGACUGUAAAAAAUAAUAAAAAUAAAAUGAGCCCUCGGGGAAAUUUGUAGACUUCUCUAAGACGUUAGUUGACUUUAGUUCUUGUGCGUCUAUUGUCGGAAAUAUCUCAUACUAUUGACUUCACUUCUUUCUUUAUUUCAUUUCUUUUUGAAUCUAGAAAUUGGCUUUUUCUUUCAUUAGUUUUCAGAGACAAUCAAUUUUAAUUUUUCUCAAGAGAAUAACUUUUAUGUUCAAUAAUCAAAUAAACAUACUGCUAUGAUAAUAUUAAUCAUAAAAAUAAUCAUAAGAAUAUUAUUAAAAAAAAAUCUGUAACUUUUUGGUUCAUCCAUUUUUAUCACCUCAAUUUAAACCGGGAAAUAAGUGAAGUAGAAAAUACGAUCGGCCAAAAACUAUUUAUUAUUCACAAUCAUAUGUGGGGAAAUUUUAUAAAAAAAAAUCACUCGAAAAUUUAAUACCUCAUGCUUUUUAAUAAUAAAUUAUUUAAUGAAUAAAUUUAUUGGUUUACAAUCAGUUUAAUAUAGUUUAGAAUUUUUAUUUUAAAAUAUACACUUAAGUACUUGAAAGCUUUAUUACAGCCAACAACUGCAGUUGAAUAUAUAGACUUUAUAUCGUUCUUUUGAAAUUUAAACUCUUCAUCCACAACUUCCGUUGAUAAAAGCACUAGAAAAACGUGCUGCUAUAUCUACUAGUAAUUUCGCAUUCUUUGAGCAACUUCUUCCUUGGUUUCCACGGAUUCUCGUUAUCAAGAAAUUAAUCGUGAAGCGUUCAAGUCACUCCAUUAUACGAGACUUCGAUAUUGUUCGUGAUGUGAAUAUACUAAAACCGUAGUUACCGCUUUCUAAUAGAAUCGACGAGUGCAAAGAAUCGCCAUUGUCGAAUAUUAAGUCUGAAAGAAGACGUACUGAUUUCGGAAGCAAUUUACUGAGGUUUUGGCAGCUUUAAUUGUCGACUAUUAACAACGUCAAUGACUAAAACGUGAGAAAAUUUCCAACAUAAACCACUGGAAAUGUGAUUUUAAAGGAUUCACUCGUCAUAAUGGCUAUCUUCUGUCAUGGAAAACAUAAAAAGCUUAUGAGUUAACAUCAUAAACGGUGAUAAAUGAAGUUGAGGGCAAAGUUAGAAAUAUUAAUAAAGUGGUAGGGUUUCAGGGGAAAAAUACAAAAAUUAUCAUUAAAUAAACAUAUUUCAAACUUUUUAAAUACUUUUUCUAUCUGAUUUUUUCCUUGCGGUUUUGUAUUUAUUUGAUUCUCUUGCGAUAAAUUGUAGCAUUGCAGUAAAGUGGUUUUCAUUGAGUAGAAUAGAAAUGUAAAGUCACUAGAGUUGAUUUAAAUAAAUUUUUAAAAAAUUCAAAAUAUAAUAUGAAUUGUUAGAAAAAAAAAAUAUUUUUCUUAAAAGCGAUACGAUAACAAUCAUAGCGAGAAUAAAGUUCAUUUUAAUAAUAUAAAUAUUAUGAUAAUUGAAUAAUAAAUAUAAUAGAAAUAAUGAUAAUGAUAAAAAACAAAUAAUUAGUACGAAAUUAUACACAUAUGAACAUAAUAAGCAUAUAGAAAAUACGUUCGUAAUCGGUUUUACGAGAAGAAAAAUGUAAUAUAUGUGUGGAAAAGAUUAUAAAUACGCGAAUAACAAUAAGCUAAUGAAUAAACAGAUAAAUAAUAUGGUAUUAUAAAUAAUAUAAUGUAAAGACAAUGAGAGUUGAAUAAUUGAUUAGAAUGGAUAAAACUGUUAAUGAAUUGUAAUAUUAAAUAAAUUAAUGUUAAAUUAAAAUAAUUUAAUUAACGAAAAAAAUUUAAUAAAACACAAUGGAAUUGAUUUAGGAUUACAUGGGCAAUGAAGUAUACAAUGUCCAAAAUGUUUAACUUUAUCAUAAUCUUAUGAAUGAAUUAUGACAUAUAAUAAACAAGUUAUAAAGCGAUAAUUCUACAAACCAAAACAAUAUCUGAUAAAUAAAUAUUAUUUAUUCGCCAUUCACUUGUAUAGAUUUUUUUCCAGAAGGUGAAUAAAACUAAAUUUAUUUAUAAAUUUAAGAAAUAAAACUGUCAAAUAAAUAUGGAGCCCGAGUUCAUCGAUUAUGUCCAGGGCUAUUACACUUAGGUUAAAAUAAAUAUUCUCAUUGGAACAUUAAUUCAUAGAAAUAACGGCGAAAAAUACUAUAUUUAAUCUUGUUCAUAUAAAAAAAUAAUUGCUGACUUUGCACCUGUUUAGAUAUUUCAAUUA